UUUUUUUCUCUAUUUAUUAUAUUAUUUUAUUAAAAGAUGAGUGGCAUUACUGCUGAAGAAAGAGCAAAAUAUGGUGAAAUCUUCCAAGCUCGAGGUCAAGUGAACGGUUAUAUGUCUGGUUCUAUUGCUCGAGAUGUUUUACUCAGUUCCAACUUACCACCUAAUCGACUUGAACGUAUCUGGGAUCUAUCUGAUAUUGACAAAGAUGGCAAUUUGGAUUUUGAAGAGUUUUGUAUUGCGAUGCAUUUGACUUUUGAUUGUAUUAAUGGUAUGGAUACACCUAUGAGUCUUCCUCCUCAGUUGAUUCCUCCAUCCAAGUCUCAUUUAUUAUCCUAUCAACAACAACAACAACCUCUAUAUGCUCAACAAACAGGCUAUGUACAACAACCUCAACCUACUGGAUAUGGAUACCAACAACAACCUCAAUAUACUGGCUAUACACCUUCUCCUCCUCCUCCUACUGUUGAAUUCAGUUGGGAUAUGACUCCUCAAGAUAUGACCACCUAUCAAAAUAUUUAUUCAAAAUAUGCAAAUGAUACCGGCAAAGUGAAAUUUGGACAAAUGGAGGAUUUUUAUAGUACACUUGGAUUAUCUCGAACUGAUUUGACGAACGCCUGGACAUUAGUGGAUGUAAACCAUACACAUGCAUUAACACAAGAUCAAUGCUUGUUAUUCUAUCAUAUUCUCAAUCAACGAACCAAAGGAGCAACCAUUCCAAAGUCUCUACCACCUGAUCUCCAUACAGCAUUUGCGGGUGAAUAUACAGCACAUUUGGGUGAACGACAAGAUGACAAAAAAAAAGAGAACAAGAGUGCGAAAUUGGCAGAUAGUUAUGUGAAUCGACUUGGUGUGGCCAGUACCUCUCUCAGCGCCAAGGGUUCAUCGUUAAAACAACACGAAUAUGAUGAAGAAGAUAUGUUGAAAAGGGAAUUGGCGGAACUCAAGGAACAAGUCAAACAAGCCGAAGAAAAGAAAUAUAAGCAAGAAGAAAAUGAAGAAGAUCGAUCUUAUGAAUCCUUUGCAUCAAGACCUCUACGGGAUCAAUUUCAAGCAUUGUAUGAUUACAAAUUACGUCAAUUAACUGACCAAGCUGAUGUUGAAGAUAAGGUGCGAAAACAAGAAAGGGAUAUCGAGGCGGCUCGUGACGCUGUACGUCGUCUCAACCGGAUUGUGGAUGAUGUACGUGACAAGAAACGAGAAUUGGAAUCUUUAUUGGAAGAACGACGUGCUGAAGUUCAGAAAACUUUACGUGCCAUGAAUGCUUAGUUUAGAUCUUCUCAUCCAUUGAUGAUGAUUAUUAUUAUUUAUACUUUUCUGCAUUGUUAGUAUGAAUGACUGUUUCCCUUUUUAGUCUAGUCUUUUUUUUUGUUAUCCAUCAAAUAAAAGAUUCUUUCAUUGUCACAUCA
Molecule: messenger RNA, 1406 nt
Organism: Halteromyces radiatus
Lineage: Eukaryota; Fungi; Mucoromycota; Mucoromycetes; Mucorales; Cunninghamellaceae
Product: cytoskeletal-regulatory complex EF hand-domain-containing protein
Exons: 4
Coding region: 37-1266 (409 amino acids)
Biological process (GO): actin cortical patch assembly; endocytosis; endosomal transport
Cellular component (GO): mating projection tip; actin cortical patch; cytoplasm
Molecular function (GO): protein binding; calcium ion binding
Source: RefSeq, a predicted model, not a curated record